This is a messenger RNA of Meira miltonrushii, 1237 nucleotides long. Its product is annotated as Aldo/keto reductase. NCBI's taxonomy places the organism in Eukaryota, Fungi, Basidiomycota, Exobasidiomycetes, Exobasidiales, Brachybasidiaceae. Gene Ontology annotation, molecular function: aldose reductase (NADPH) activity. The coding region runs from base 193 to 1194 and encodes 333 amino acids. The record is from RefSeq and is a predicted model, not a curated record. Gene Ontology annotation, cellular component: cytosol. The transcript has a single exon.
CUACAAUGGUAAUGUACCUUUACAGUUAUCGAACACUCUCACGCAAUUCGGCUGGUUUAAUUGCGAAUUCUACUUGCCAUAGUCGUGUGUGUACCUAUAAGUGACAUCAUUCAAGAGAAACUCAUAUAAGUACCCUUUUAAGUCAAAUCAUCUUCUUGUCUCACAACCACAACAAACAACUCAUACAUAAAUAUGUCUCUACACGAACAAAUUAAACUCAACGACGGCAACACCAUCCCAGCAAUCGGCUUGGGUACUUGGUUAAGUAAGCCAGGUCAAGUAAAAGAUGCCGUUAUCCAUGCAGUAAAAAACUCAGGAUAUCGUCAUUUAGAUUUAGCAAAAAUUUACCAAAAUCAAUCUGAGAUUGGAGAAGCAUUCAAAGAAUUGAUUCCAUCAGUCGUCAAACGUGAAGAAUUGUUCAUCACUUCAAAAUUAUGGAACUCAGCCCAUAAGCCGGAACACGUUGAAAGUGCAUUGGAUGAUACACUCAAAGAACUUGGAUUGGAUUAUUUGGACUUGUACUUGAUCCAUUGGCCAGUCGGUUUUGAAACCGCAAAGCCAAACCAAGAUUUGACUCCAAAUGACGGAAAGCAAAAUACAUUGGACCUAAAGACCACUUUGGUCGAUACCUGGAAUGCAAUGAUCAAAUUGCAAAAGACCGGAAAGGUCAAGUCAAUCGGUGUUUCAAACUACACGCAAGCCCAUUUGGAAGGUAUCAUCAAAGCUACCGGUGUCGUUCCAGCAGUGAACCAGAUCGAAGCUCAUCCAUUGUUGCCACAAGAAGAUUUGGUCAAAUUCUCCAACGAAAAGGGAAUCCAUAUCACUGCUUACAGUCCUUUGGGUAACACACUCCAAUACGGAGAAGGAAAGGAGAAGGAUAUCAUCUCUUCUGAACCCGUUCAAAGCGUUGCUAAAAAGCUUAAUGCUGACCCUGCUCAAGUUUUGAUCGCUUGGGGUCGUGGCCGUGGAUAUUCAGUCAUUCCAAAGAGUGUUACGCCAAAACGUAUCGAUUCAAACUUUCAACAAAUCAAGCUUUCAGCUGAAGAUUUCAAGACUGUUAGCAACUUUGUCGUUCAACAUGGCGGUCAUCAUCGUUUCAACAUCGGUUACAAUUACAAGCCUAAAUGGGAUAUCAACAUCUUUGAAGAAGAUGUUGAAUUGCAAGCCACCCAUAAGGUCAACAUUGGCGCUUAAAUAGAUUUGAAAUGAUGUAUACCAAUGAUCAAUAUUACAGGAA